Fragaria vesca subsp. vesca is the source of this 1212-nucleotide messenger RNA. RefSeq lists its product as uncharacterized. Lineage: Eukaryota; Viridiplantae; Streptophyta; Magnoliopsida; Rosales; Rosaceae. The transcript has 7 exons. The record is from RefSeq and is a predicted model, not a curated record. Bases 153 to 872 code for a protein of 239 amino acids.
GAAACCAAAGACCCGAUACAGUUUUUUUGGGGUUGUUGUUCUCUGUUGGUUUGAAACCCUAACUAUGCUUGCUGGGUUUCUCGCACAUUUAUUAUCUGCCAAGAGGAAGAAUCGCUGAAUCGGAUUCUUAAGCUUAUCUAUUUCGCCGGAAAAUGAGCGGCGACGACGAUGACCGGAAACGGAGCAGCCAAUGGCCGCGGACGCCGGAGAGGCCUUAUCAGAACAAAGAGGAAGACAUGAAGCUCUGGGGGAUUUUCAUCUUCGGCUUCAUUGGCGCCACCGCAACUACUUUGGCGGUUUUUCAGCUACGUAGGACUGUUGAUUGGGUCUAUUCUCAGUUGUUCAGAUCACAAUCAACAUGGAGAGGAGGGAGUGGUGGUACGCAUCGGACGUCUUUCCAGGAGGAAGCGUGGAGAAGAUAUAAUCGGCGCUUGCAAGAGGAGUAUGAAGAAGAAUUGGAGAGAGUGGAACGUAUAAGGCGUAUGCAGAGUGUGUUCAAUAGAGAGAGGAACAAACACAAAAGGAGCUACGAGAGCUGGAGGGAAAAUGGCCAGGGUCAAUAUCAUCAACAUUUCCAAAGAGAUGAUUGGUAUUGGAAGACUGAGGCAUCCUUCAAAGACAGAAGGAGUAACUACAGAGAAACUCCUAGAGAACAUAGCAACUAUUUGUUAUCGCAGCACUACUCAAUUUUAGGCCUUGACAGGUUUAGAAAAGCACCUUACACAGAUGCUGAGAUUAAGACAGCAUUUAGGACCAAGGCAAAGGAAUUUCACCCGGAUCAAAACCAAGAUAAUAAAGAGGCUGCUGAAGCGAAGUUCAAAGAAGUGAUGGUCUCAUAUGAGGCCAUAAAGAAAGAGAGGGGAAACCCAUGAAUCUGUUUUGUUGGGUACAGAUUUAUAAAUCAUUAAGUGUACUGGAAGCACAGAGGGUCAACUGCAUUUCUAUACCUUACUAGUCAACAGCAAACAACCCAACUGUGGAGUAGAAUAAUGUUCACAUUCUCAGGAGCUCUCCUGGAGAGCAGCUCGAAAGUGAGUCUGUAAUAUUGUAUUAUACAGGAAUAAUCGGUAAUUUUUGAUACACAUCAAGUAGAGGAGGACUCUGUCUUUGGAGUACAUGGUUUUAUACAUGCAGAGGCAUUGUAAUAUAUUUGAAUUACUUCUCACAGAAUGUACAACGUAUAUACUUCUCAAUUCUGUUGCUAGUGCUGUA